AUGUCAGUGAGGCCUCGCGGACCAGCCGCCGACCCUGCACUCCUGCCGUCGAGCCAUCCCUCGAACCCUUAUGGUCUCAGCCCGGCGAUGUUCCAAGCCAACUCGCUGUCCCCCAAAGUCACCGCAACGCAUGUGUUCUUCCUCGGCGCCGAGUCAUCCGAUCCCCACUGCUGCUUGACUCAGUGGUAUCCUUCUCCAUUCCACGCGCCUCGCCUGCACAGCACAAUUGCCAACGAGGAAUCGUCUGAUUACGUCUUGUUUCCGACGGCGGAGCAUUACAUGAUGUACCAGAAGGCAAUCGUCAUGUCGGACCACGAGUCAGCUGCGCAGAUCCUCAAGCAUCCGCACCCAAGCGAAGCCAAACAACUCGGCAGGGAGGUGCGGAAUUUCGACGGCGAGAAAUGGAAAAAGCAUGCCGAACGGGCGGUCGAAGAAGCCAAUUGGGCAAAAUUCACCCAGUGCGAAGAUCUGGGGACCCUGCUGUUGAACACUGGGGACAAAAUGCUUGUUGAAGCUAGGUGA
Molecule: messenger RNA, 522 nt
Organism: Capronia coronata CBS 617.96
Lineage: Eukaryota; Fungi; Ascomycota; Eurotiomycetes; Chaetothyriales; Herpotrichiellaceae
Exons: 1
Coding region: 1-522 (173 amino acids)
Source: RefSeq, a predicted model, not a curated record